Molecule: messenger RNA, 585 nt
Organism: Durio zibethinus
Lineage: Eukaryota; Viridiplantae; Streptophyta; Magnoliopsida; Malvales; Malvaceae
Source: RefSeq, a predicted model, not a curated record
AGAUGCCGAGUUUUAGGGUUUUGGUGGAGAGAAAGAAAGAAGAAAAACAAUGGCAAAAAGUUUCAACGUGGUUCAGAAGCAGAAGAGAGCUCAAAGAGCAGAGAGAAAAAGAGCAAUCCAUGGGGACCCAACCACUAAGAAGCUUAAGAACAAGCCCCAACCCCUCUCCAUCUCUGGCAAACGCAAGCGCAAGCUUCUCAAGAAAUGGCGCAAGGAUCAAAAGGAGGCUAUAGAAAAGGGUUUGGUGACUAUGGAAGAUGUGGAAAUGGUGGCUGCUGAAGGUACAACUAAAGAUGCAGGCACAUACCAAGAUGCCAACAAAGUGCCAACAAAAUUCCACGUGAAGAAGAAUUUUAAGCUCAAACGUUUAAAGCGAAAAGGAAAAAACAAGGGUUCUAAGCCAGCCGUUGAGGCUUCAGUGGAUGCCAUGGUAGAAUAAUUUUUUAUGAAAAAAUAAAGGUCUUAUAAUUUUAAAACUCAAGCUAUAUUUGGGCUUGAGGACUCGGUGCUGUACCAUUUUGUUGUGUAGAAAUCAGCUUGGCAAUGAUAUUUGAUAGCUAAUGCAUGGUGUUUCAUUUCGAACAA